This is a messenger RNA of Rotaria sordida, 297 nucleotides long. Lineage: Eukaryota; Metazoa; Rotifera; Eurotatoria; Philodinida; Philodinidae. The record is from the annotation of a GenBank genome assembly.
AUGACUGAUCAAUUUGGAGUUGCUUAUGGUGCUGCAUUGCUUCUUGGUGGUUUACUUGGCUAUAUCACUCGUCGUAGUAGUAUUUCACUCCUAGCUGGUGUUCUCUUUGGUGCUUGGACUAUUUACAAUGCAACACAUCUUACACGUCAAAAUUAUGUUGCUAAUUUUGCUAUUGCUGCAUGUCUCGGUCUUAUUAUGUUACUUCGCUUUUUAAUUAGUCGUAAAUGGUUUCCAGCUCUUGUUAUUGUUGCUUUAUCAACUGGACUAGCCUAUCGAAAUUAUCCAUAUCUUAAAUAA